AUGUGGGAUUUAUUAGAGAAAUCGCAACAGUAUUUUGAAAGAGAUCUGGAAAAGUGCUUAAAGUUAAUUGAGGAUGUUUAUUUAGCAAGAAAGCUAAUUCCAACAGCAAAAUUUGAUAUAUCACCAUCAUCUAUAUUAUAUUCAAAAUCUGAGAUAUUUCCAAAUAUGGAUAUCUAUACUGGAGAUAUAAAAACAAUUAUAGGAAAAAACUCAACUAAUAAUGAAAAUAUUUGGAAUAUUAAUCUUAAAAAUAAUGAACAAAAUAUAACAAGAAAAUUACUCGUUAGUAAUUUACCUGAAAGUUUCGAUUUGAGAAGUUCAAAAGCAAAUCCUGUAAAUGGUGGUAGUUGUAUAUUAAUACCAGAUAAUCAAGGAAGAUGUGCAGACUGCUACAAUUAUGCUGCUCUAUCAUCUGUUGAAGGUUCCAUAUGUAGACAAUUAGGUAUAAUAGUUCCUCAAUUAUCUCAACAACAGCCAAUUGAUUGUUGGCUAGCAAAAAAAGGAAAAAAUAAAGUUUGUACUGGUGGGCAAACAUUUGAGACAUUUAGUUAUGCAAUGGAGACAAAACUCUGUACCCAAAUGUCAUAUCCUUCAAUAACAUAUAAAACAGGAAGUCCUGAAGCUUGUAAAUUUCCAUCUUGUCAAGAUUGUGCAGGUAUUGAUAAUUAUUAUUGGAAUUUUACAGGUGCUUCUUUAUCAUAUCAAGAUCCAUGGGAUACAAUAACUAAUGCCCUGUAUAAUUAUGGACCAGUUACUGUAAGUAUAUGUUCUUUAAUGCCAGGAUUUAGUGUAUAUAAAGGUGGAUUUUAUAAUCCUCCUACAUGUGGAAGUAUUUGGUGUGGAACUAGACAAGUUGAUCAUGCAAUUACAGUUGUUGGUUAUGGUAAAACGCAAUCAAAUGAGCGAUAUUAUAUACUAAAAAAUAGUUGGGGAGUUAACUGGGGAAAUAAAGGAUUUAUGAAUAUAAGUGCAGAUAUGUGUAGUACACUAUUUAAUCCUGGGUGGAUUACAUCUAUUGCACCUAAUAAUAUUUCAAAUUAUUGUAGGGAUAAUGCACCAAAUAAAAGUAUUAUAGCAAGAGAUUUUAUAAUAUGA
This is a messenger RNA of Cryptosporidium muris RN66, 1095 nucleotides long. RefSeq names its product papain family cysteine protease, putative. Gene Ontology annotation, molecular function: cysteine-type endopeptidase activity. The record is from RefSeq and is a predicted model, not a curated record. Gene Ontology annotation, cellular component: lysosome. The coding region runs from base 1 to 1095 and encodes 364 amino acids. The transcript has 5 exons. Lineage: Eukaryota; Apicomplexa; Conoidasida; Eucoccidiorida; Cryptosporidiidae.